This is a messenger RNA of Choloepus didactylus (southern two-toed sloth), 1882 nucleotides long. RefSeq names its product RAD9-HUS1-RAD1 interacting nuclear orphan 1 (gene RHNO1). The record is from RefSeq and is a predicted model, not a curated record. The transcript is spliced from 2 exons. Gene Ontology annotation, biological process: recombinational repair; cellular response to ionizing radiation; DNA damage checkpoint signaling. Bases 910 to 1626 code for a protein of 238 amino acids. NCBI's taxonomy places the organism in Eukaryota, Metazoa, Chordata, Mammalia, Pilosa, Megalonychidae. Gene Ontology annotation, cellular component: chromosome; nucleus.
GUCACAGAUGGGUCAGGAUUGGUAGUGGGUUGAUGGUUGGUUGUUGGAGCUGGGUGAUGGCUACAUGUGGGCUCACUGUAUUAUUCAGUCUACUUUUGUAUAUGUUCAAAAUUAUUGGGGUAAAAAGUAAAAAGAAAAACAAAAAACAAAAACCCAAAUAUGAUCAUAUCCUUCUGCUUAAAAAUCUUCAAUGACUUUUCAGGCUAAAGUUCAAACUCAUAUGACAAACUUGAUUUUUCUUAUCUGACCCUGACUCCAUUCUUGCCAUUCAUCUUUUCAUCCCCUGUAUCCAGCUAUACUGGUUUUGUCCUUCCUUGAAUUCACAACACUCCUUGGUGUCUCUGGGCCUUUGUAUAUGCCGUUCUUGCCGGGAGUGCCCUCCCUGCUUCUUUGCUUCUCCUAGCCCUUCCAUGCUUAGGUCAGGUAUCACCCUCUCCAAGAAGCCUCCCCUGAAGAAAGGGGGCACAUUUUUCUCAUAUUGUAUGGUAGUUGUCUGUUUCUCUUCAUGGGAUCUCUACAUGUGCUUGGUACUCAAUAAAUGCUUCUUGAAUAAAUGGUUAAAUUCCCAGCACCCUGCAUGGUGCUUAACAUGUACUCAAUAAAUGUUUAUUAAAUAAAUAUACUCAAUAAAUGUUUAUUGAAUAAAUUUUUGUUGAAUGCAUAUGAAUUAUUGUGUUUUUGCUUGCUCAUAGGUGUAGGAAGCUUGUUCCCCAUGACCUUGAGGUGGGGGUGGUAGUUUUUUGGUAGAAUAGGCUGCCUGGGUAUCAGGGAGAGCUGGGGAAUUAUCUGAACUAUUUUCUCCCAGCUUUUGUUUCUUCUCUGCAGGCAUGGGUUGGAAUUGGAGCCUAUCGCCCCACCUGAUUGCAACCAGCAUCAUGUGGUUGCCAACUGUUCUUCAUUCAUCAAUUGAUGCCGCCCAGAAAAAAACGCCACCAACGAUCCCAGAAAGCCCCGCUGCUAUUCCAGCAACAACCACUGGAGGGCCCCAAACACCGCUCUGGAUCCCCACAGCGCCCCAUCACCCGCACUAGACGGGUGCCCAGUAAGCCCAUUGACCACAACACCAUCACUUCCUGGGUAUUGCCUCAGUUUGACGUGACAGCAGAAAGCUGGUACCCAGUCAACCAGAAACGUCAUCACCGAGACCAUGCAAGACCGAUUCGAAAAUCUGCCACUGCCAAGUUUCCCCACCUAACCUUUGAGACUCCACAGUCUUCUAGUUCAGUGACACUGGGGAUCCCCUUAAUCAAGGAAUGCCCCAAACAACUGGAAAAGGACAUUUCUGUAAGGCCCCUGGUUCCUAUGCUCAGUCCCCAAAGCAGUGGGGAACUGUCAAUGCAUACACUUCAAAGCCCAGCUUAUAUUUUCAUUCCACCUGAUAUCCAGACCGCAGAGUCAUCUAUGAAAGAAGAAUCCAUUCAUUCAGAUCAGAGGAAAAACACCCUUCCAAGCUGCUCGGUUUACACUAGUACUCCCAAGAGUGCAGGGCCUGGGCCUGCUCUGGUUAAAGACACUCCUGAAGAGAAGUAUGGCAUAAAGGUCACCUGGAGGAGACGGAAACACCUGUUUGCGUACCUCAAGGAGAGGGGGAAGCUGAACAAAAGCCAGUUCCUUGUGAAGAACUGACUUGAUUUCUCAGACAUCAGCCUCUCUCUUUAUUAAGAAACUCAAGAAAUUGCUGGUUUUCAUAGAGUUGCUAAAGUCAGUUUUCUGGCUCACAGGAGAGUACAUCAAUAGAAUAAAAUGGAAAUAACACCAAAUAAAAAAGGUACUUUUAACUAGAGCCCUGGAGCUUAAAGGGAAUUGAAUUCCCUGAUUUGCUUUUUAAAAUACCUCAUGUCAUAAACAGUUGGGUUUAGUGCUAUAAACAGUUCACUUCAUA